This is a messenger RNA of Acytostelium subglobosum LB1, 351 nucleotides long. RefSeq lists its product as hypothetical. Gene Ontology annotation, biological process: translation. Gene Ontology annotation, molecular function: structural constituent of ribosome. Lineage: Eukaryota; Evosea; Eumycetozoa; Acytosteliales; Acytosteliaceae. The transcript is spliced from 5 exons. The coding region runs from base 1 to 351 and encodes 116 amino acids. Gene Ontology annotation, cellular component: ribosome. The record is from RefSeq and is a predicted model, not a curated record.
AUGGUUCAACGUCUUACAUACAGAAGAAGACUCUCAUACCGCACUGAGUCCAACAAGGUUAGAGUUGUCAAGACUCCAGGUGGAAAGUUGGUCUACCAAUACGUUGGAAAGAAGGGACAGAUCCCACGUUGCAACGAAUGUGGAACUGAGAUCAACGGAAUUAAGGCCAUGAGACCACUCGAGUUGAAGAACGCCCCAAAGUGCCAGAGAACCGUCGCCAGAGCCUACGGUGGUGCUAAGUGCCACACCUGCGUUCGCACCAGAAUCAUCCGUGCUUUCUUGAUUGAGGAGCAGAAGACUGCCAAGCUCGUCUACAAGAAGCAACAGAAGGACAAGAAGGCAUCCAAGUAA